Molecule: messenger RNA, 3308 nt
Organism: Mya arenaria
Lineage: Eukaryota; Metazoa; Mollusca; Bivalvia; Myida; Myidae
Exons: 7
Coding region: 258-2876 (872 amino acids)
Source: RefSeq, a predicted model, not a curated record
GCUUAUUCGAUAGUGAAAUGGGCUUGUUUAAUUUUUGUAUUAUAUAUCCAUGGCUCACCUGAAAAAUACUAUACUUGGACAUAUGCAUGGGUGAUGGUAUCUGGAUAUUCUGUGAAAAGAUAUUGAAUCUUAAAAUCUAAAAUCUACUUCGCGUUCGUUUUAAACUGUUCAUUGCUCUUGUCACACUUGGAAAGCUGCAUCAAAAAUUAAUUUCAAGGUCUAUAUUUUCAGAAGGCGGAUAGUAGAAAACAAAAAUAAUGAGUUCUUCGGUGAAAGAGGCAACUAAUCUCAGUCUGAUGAUGGAUACCAAGCGAGACAGUUUGGUUACCCAGGCAAUCCGAAUGAUUGACUUCUUAAAAGAAGUUGACCAAAACAGAGAUUUGCACGAUUUGAGGAACCUAAAGCGGGCAAUUUACAGGUACGAACAUUUCUGGCUUCCAUUAGCAGCCAAAUAUCCAGAUGAAACCUUGUGUGCGCCGCUGGAUAUCGAGUGGGUGUGGCAUUGUCAUAUGCUUGCUCCAAGGGCAUACGUGGAAGAUUGUGAGACCAUACUUGGUAUUGUAAUUGACCACGUGGAAGAGAGCAGAAGUGAUCGCUCUGUGGCUUUGGACAAAAGUGCUUCCUACUGGGCAAAAGCGUACAACAAUGAACCGUUUUACAUCCAAUUAUCGGAACCAUUUGACCACAAAAUUAUAGAAAACUUCGAGUCAAAACUUUCGUAUGAUAUUGUGUUAGCUGCACAGCGACAGGCCAGCUUUUACUACCAGGUAUCUCUUCCACAUUACAAGGACAUGAUUUAUCUUCAACAUGCCAUAGGCAGAUAUAAAAUGUUCCUGAACCUUCGUAAACAAAACCCCAACAAUUUCCUUGUGCCUUGUUAUGAUAUUGAUCUGAUCUGGCACACACACAUGAAGAACCCGCUUGCCUACAAGAAGGAUACAGAGAGAAUAUUGGGCUACUUAUUUAAUCAUGACGACACCACUAUUGAUAGAAGCGACGGUUCAACGCUGAGCAACGGCGAUCGAGUCACUAAGCGAAAAUGGAAGGAUUUAUAUGGAGAGUCAUAUGCUAGACCAGGGGCAAUGUAUCGCGGCGAACCUCCAUACGGGACACUUGAAUCCGUUCCAAAGAAGACUAUUUUGGACCUUUCUGAAAAGGUUUGCAGUAUAAUAAUAGCGAAAGUGAUUGCUUAUCGGCAAAACGACCCAGUCAAAACACGAAAACAAAACAAAUUAAAGACAUUCAUGAUAGAUAUUUUUUCAAAUGAAAGAAAUUAUUUGAACAAGAAAAAACAUUUACUUCGUUUAAAUACCAGUAAUGCAACACUGUCAGAUCGCGAUACAUUUGAAUGGAAUUUGAAUCCGGGUGCUAAAAACACUGAUAUCAAAGAUGCGUUGUGCAGUUGUCAGAUGUCGUUUGUCCUUUUAAAAGAAAAGCGCUUUUUGGGGGUGUUUUCACCAUCCACAAAGGAGAUUGCGAAUCACGACCAUAAAAUACACAUUGAAGACAUCUACAAGAAAACUGGAGGUGACACAUCCAAGAUCUGUACCACGUCUUUUAGCCUUGGUUGUUUGAAAGUGACAAUGAAAACCACGCACACAGACAUGAAGGCUAAACUCCUCGAUCUAUACUUACAACUUGGCAUUUAUAAACCCGCUACGAUUCCGGAGAAUAUCGGACAGCUUUGGGGUCCUGUGGCUCUGAGCAAGUUACCAGCAGGGGUUGACAAUACUUGUAUCGUUGCCACACACAGGUUAGGAAUACGAGGAGAUAAUCAACACUUUUCUGUCCGUGUGAUUCACAGUGUUCCACUAAUGACCUCGAUCAUCCAGGUCUUCUACAGGGAUCAAAUGGUGGCCCUCUCUCACUUGAUUGGUGCCGAACAACUUCCAUUACCAACACAGGUGAAAUAUGCCAUAUUUAACGUCCCGACAUUGAACCCAAAGAUAGGGCAGCGUGCAAUGUUGAUCAAAAACGCAGCCGGCGACUGGGGGAUAGUGACUGGCGAGUGGUAUGGCUAUAGAAAGGGCAAACAGGGAACCAGAGUUGGGCGAAAAAUGGUCGGUGCAGUCAGCGGUGACCCGGGUGCUCUGUUGGUGAAGUUGUACAAAAAGACAUCGGCAGACUCCAUGACAAAAACCAGUUCAUUUAUUGAUUAUUAUUCAACCAACUCUCGCUCUAUCACGCUAGAUGCCCUAGAGGCUGACUUUAAGAGCGGGUUGCUCCGGGUGUCUCCUUCCGGUGAGGAGGUUGAAAACAUAGCUCUCGGAUUUUCCAUUGCUUUACUCCACGUGCUUUGCGUUCCACGGCCUAGGGACUGGGAAGAAGGGAAACCACUAAAACCAAAAGUGGCCGCAAAAGGAAGAAAGAACGUCAUGUACAUACCAGAUGGUCUUGUAUUCUUUAGAGCAGCGGGGAUCCUGUAUAACACGCCGUCCAAUCACUACAUACGAACAAAACUAAAGCAAAACAAAACUCUGAAUGGGCAGAAAAGUACGGAGAAUCAAUUAGACGUUGACCACGAUGAUGAAGAAAUGGAAAAUCGUUCAGAGGUCUCAAGCAUUGAUGACAUAAUGUGUGACGACUGGGACGACCUUCCGGGAGAUGACACAUGUGGCGGAAUUUACGAGGGCUACGGUGGCGAUGACAGUGGAGAGGUAGAUGGCGGGGAUGACGGAGGUGACUUUGGUGGUUGCGGGGGAUGUGGCAGUAGUGGGUCAGCUUGUGCAAGCGCGGGACUAGGAAGUUCCUGUGGCGGCGGAGGUGGGGGAGGUGGUGGUGACAGUAGCGGUGGUGGCGGAGGCGGAUGUGGCAGUAGCUGUGGCGGUGGAGGUGGUUGUGGAAGUAGCUGUGGAGGAGGAGGAGGAGGCGAUUAACUCUAUAUUAAGACAUUUGUGUUUUAUUGCGUCCAAAGAAUAUUUUCGGAGAAGUUAAACUGCGGAAAUAUUGUUUUCAUAUUUUAUUCAUUAAUUAUUAUAAUAAACAUCUCUGGCAGACACUUCCAGUUAUGCUUUGAACACGUCUUCAUGAAUUGAAUGGAAUGGUUGUUAGAAUAAAUGUAGAAAUUUGCCAUUCAAAUGCCGGAAACAGAGUAUUUCUUAAAUAUUCUUUACUCUUAUAUUUAAUUUUCUGAUAAGAUUAAAUGCUGUUGGAACUAUCUAACGCGUAUGUGAAGUACAUUUUGUUCUUUAUUUCAACUGAUGUCGAACGUGAAAUGGUCUAUUUUACAGUAUUCCAAGGCCAUAAAUAUACGUUUGUAAUAAUGCUUUCGGUAUAGUUUUUGCAUAAAUUCUUUUUCCACACGUCAA